Vanrija pseudolonga is the source of this 2611-nucleotide messenger RNA. RefSeq names its product Inner nuclear membrane protein SRC1 (gene SRC1). The coding region runs from base 76 to 2562 and encodes 828 amino acids. The transcript is spliced from 5 exons. Gene Ontology annotation, cellular component: nuclear inner membrane. NCBI's taxonomy places the organism in Eukaryota, Fungi, Basidiomycota, Tremellomycetes, Trichosporonales, Trichosporonaceae. The record is from RefSeq and is a predicted model, not a curated record. Gene Ontology annotation, molecular function: DNA binding; chromatin binding.
UCACAUCGUCACUUUGCCAUUCAGCAUCCAUCCACUCCUUUUUAUACUAACAUUACAGCAGUAGGGGCCUACAAUAUGUCCUCGGCACCCCCCUCGCGAGAUGUAUACCUCGCACCCGGCUUCCAGGCCUCGACGCUAAAGCGCCUAACACCUCCCAGAUCCAUCUUGCUCGAGCACAGUAUUCGAUACGCGAGCAACGCCAAGAAGGCCGACCUCGUCGAGUUGUUUACGACUCAGCUCCUCCCUCGCGCCGGCAGCAUCCUCGCCGCCGACUCGCGAGUGCGCCCAUCGGCGCACGGUAUUGUUGCCGUCUCCUCUGAGACUGGCGACGAGCGGCCGGUCGUCACUCCGCCGAGCACUGGCGUGAAACGCGGCCGGAAGCCGAAGAAGGUCUCUGAGCCCGCACCAGAGCCCGCCGCCGCCGAAACGGAGGCUGAGGCUGAUGUCGAGCCGGCACCGCCCGCCAAGAGGCCCAGGGGAAGGCCGAGGAAGACGGUCGAGGCCCCCGCGGCGGCCCCGGUGGUUGACGCGCCGCCCGUCCCCCAGAUCCCCUCUCCGUUCCUCGCGCCUGCCCCUCCCUCGGCGCCCGCGUCGACAAAGAAGCGUGUCGUGAAGGAGCCGAUCGUGGACAUUCCCGUAUCGCCUGCGAGACAGCGCGCCCAGCGGUCCGUGUCUGGUGUCACCCCGUCGUCUCCGGCACCACCGUCCUCCAGCUCUCGUAGAAAGAGCGAGCGCCCCUCCGUGUCGACCGCGAGCGACUCGCUCGCACCCCCCGUCCCGGAGAUCCCGGUCCACCUUGCGUCGCCGUCCAAGCGCCAGGCCAAGGCUGAGCCCGAGGUGCAGGAGGCGCCCGUCGCCCCCACACCCAGGAAGGUCGGUCGCCCUCGCAAGAGUGUUAAGGCGGCCGAGAUCAAGGAGGAGAGAAGCGAGCCAGAGGAGGCUCCGGCCCAAGAUCGUCGUAUCAGCAAGGGCCGACGAUCGGACGCUGAUGCCGAUGAGUCUGGCUUCUCCGACUUCAACCCGUUCCAGAGUGGAAGUGGGGAAGCCGCCGACCGCGAGCGUCGCAGGCGCAAGUCGUCGCUCGGCCUCGGGGAAACCAAGCGUCGUGCCCCUCGACCCUCCGAGUGGACAGCCACGUCCGCGCCGACGUCCAUCCUUCGCAAGGUCGGCCCCAGCGGCGUUGACCAGCGUGUACCUUCCAGCAGGACGCACAUUGAGAUCGCUGAAGAGCACAACCGUGUCGUUCAGCAAAAGCUCACGGAGAUCACCUCGUCGUCUGUCGUGGACGAGCCUGAGGUCGACGUCUCACAGGCUGUUGUGCGGACGCCCCGCAAGGCGAUCAUCCGCCGUAAGCCGUCUCCUGGACCGGCCCAGACGACCAUCGGAGUCUUUGUGCUGGCGAUCCUCAGCCUUGGGCUUGCCACAAACUACAAGAUUACGUCGUCCUCCAACGGCUUUUGUGACGUUGGCUCGCGUACGAACUCUGUGGUCGAGCAGCGCGAGGCGGCCAUCGCCUCGGCUCAGGCCUGCGUUAGCCGCCGAGCUCAGUGGCAGGUCGAGAACCCCGGCCAGACCCCCCCGUUCGGUUGUGACGUCGGCUCUCUCCCCCUCCUGCCUUUCCUCCCCCGCCCUACCGCCUGCACGACCUGCCCCGCACACGCAACUUGCGAGAAGGGCGAGGUGAAGGAGUGCGCUCCCGAGUACAUCCUUACUCCGAGCAUCCUCUCCCCGCUGGCGCCCCUCUUUGACGGCUGGCCUGGCCUCAAGAGCCGUGUCCUCCCCCCGAAGUGUCGCCCCGACACGGCCCGUAUGCGCCAGAUCGGUGCUCUUGUCCGUGAGGUCAACGGCGAGCUGUCGCGUCACCGCGGCGAUGUGAUCUGCAAGGGCAUCCCCGACCAGGGCUCCAAGGGUGCGGGCGAGAUCUAUGGCGUGGCCGAGGCGGAUCUGCGCGAGUCGUUCGCGGCGAGGCGCAUUCAAAAGGUGUCUCGCGAGGCCUUUGACGAGCUCUUUGACGCUGCGAUCAAGGACCUGGUCGAGCAUGGCGAUGUCGUUGAGUCGAUUGACUCUGACGGCGUUUCGUGGUACGCGGCGUCGCACGCCGAGUUCACCUUAGCAUGCCGCGCCAAGCUCGAGGCCCAGAGCCUUCUUGACAAGUGGAAGAGCCAGCUGCUUUCCACUGCCUUUGUCAUUGUGGGAAUCCUCUACGUCAUUCGCAGCGCCGAAGCCCGCCGCGAAGAGACGAAGCGCGUACGCGAGCUGGUCGGCACUGUCCUCCAAAGGCUGCAAGACCAGGAGUACCAGCACUACGUCGACCCUGUGGUCACCUCGCAGCCCUACCUUCCAGCGCAGCAGCUGCGCGAUGUCGUGCUUCCCCCUUCCGUCGGCCAUGCUACUCGUCAGCGCCUCUGGGACCGGGUGGCCGGCGAGGUGGAGAAGAACGCCAACAUCCAGGUCCGGGAGCGAGAAGUGCACGGUGACGUGUGGAAGACGUGGGAGUGGACUGGUGUUGCAUCCAAGCAGAUUGACGGCGCGGCGUCGCCGUCGCGAGCGAUUUCGUUUUAGGUAGUAUCCAUGUGUGCGUGUGUAAGGUCUUGUUCGCGUGUGUGGCCAU